This is a messenger RNA of Dermatophagoides farinae (American house dust mite), 1649 nucleotides long. The record is from RefSeq and is a predicted model, not a curated record. NCBI's taxonomy places the organism in Eukaryota, Metazoa, Arthropoda, Arachnida, Sarcoptiformes, Pyroglyphidae.
ACCGAAAAAAAAAAAAAACUUAUAAACAUUGAAAAAUUGUUAUUGUAUUUCUUUCCAAUUCUUGUUUUCCAAUUUCUCUUGUCUGUUUACUGCUCUAUAUUUUUUCCUAUUCAUAUAUAUGUAUUUUUUUAUGAUUUAUGAUCGGUAAUAGACGAAUCAAGUCGUAGUACGUGCCAAAAUUUAAUAUUUGUGUGUCUGUGCCUAUAUGCGAUAACAUUGAUUCGUAUAUUUGAAGAUCAUCAUUAUCAUCAUCAUUUUUAUCUGCGCCAUUUAGCUGAAAGGCCAAUCGAACUUUCAUAAGUAAACAUUUUCGUCGAAUUCAACUCGCCAAUAACAACGAUGAUGAUAAAUGAUGAAAAAUAUAAAAAACUUUUGGUUAACAAGCAUUCAAAUGAUAUUCGUGAUUCUGCUUCCAUUGUUGAAGUAGAUUUACGUCCACCAAACAAUGAUGAAAUAUUAAUCAAAAAUUAUUAUUCUGGUGUGAAUGCUACCGACAUGAACAUUAUGACUGGUCGAUCAUCGAUCUUCCCAAAAGACCAUGUCCCAUUUGGUUUAGGUCUAGAGGGAUUGGGUACAAUCGAAGCUAUUGGUAAAAACAUUGAUCCAAAGCAAUUUGCUAUCGGAAAAUCUGGAUUAGUAUUUGCGAUGCCACCCAAAACUUAUGCUGAAUAUAUUUACAUAAAGCCUGAAAGAAUUUUUCCGGUUGCCGAGAUGAAACCAGAAUACGUUGCAUUACUGGAUUGUGGUCUAACAGCUGCAAUCGGACUAGACAAAGCUGGAAACAUAAAAGAAGGAGAAACGGUAUUGAUGACCGCGGCAGCCGGUGGUUGUGGUCAUAUUGGUGUCCAAUGGGCCAAAAUGAAAGGCUGUAAAGUGAUUGGAUUAUGUUCGACAGCUGAAAAGCAAUCAUUUCUAGAAUCGAUUGGAUGCGAUUAUAUAAUCAAUUACAAACAAGAAAAUCUGGAUGAAGUGUUGAAAGAAAAAUUUCCCAAUGGAAUUGACGUAAUCUGGGAGACUUAUGGAGGUUCAACAUUCGAAAUAUUAUUCAAACAUUUAGCCGUUGGCGGAAGAAUUGUUAUUGUAGGAGCUAUCACUGGAUACAAAACAAUAGGAUUUCCGGAUAUUUCUAUUCAAAAUCUUCCAAUAAAGUUAUUGAACAAAUCAGCAUCGAUAACUGGAUUUCGUUUUCGACACUAUCAACGUUUCUUUCAAAAAUAUCUUGACGAAUUGAUUGAAUUGUUUCGAACACAAAAGUUGAUUAUACGAAUCGAUAUGAAUGAUUUUAUCGGCGUUCAAUCAUCAAUAAAUGCUAUCGAGCAUCUUCAAGCGGGAAAAAAUGUCGGCAAAGUAAUUGUUCAAAUAAAUCAACAGCAACAACAAUAGCCGAACAUCAAUACUACUUUUAUGGCCGGACGAUUUUCAAUGUAUUGAUUUUGGAACACUCUUUUUUAUUGUUAUUUUUACAAUAUAAGGUGAAAGAUAUCAAAUGAAUAAAAAAAAACCUAUAUACCCGAUAUGAUUGUGCCUUCAAAUUCAAUUGUCAAUCAUAUUUGCUAUUCUACUACUUUUUUGUAUUACAUUAGUUUUCGAUUCAAUAACACAAAAAACGUUUUCAAGUUAUCUUUAAUAAAUAAAUUUUCGAAAAUUCA